CGAAAGAGGAAGUCCUGCCUGGAGGUUAUCUUCUCAAGCAGCCACCCCUGGUUUAUGUAGAAGGGAGAAAGGAAGCCCUGGGUGGCUGUUCUUGACUUUCUCUCCUGUCUCUCUCUGAGUUGCAUGGCCAGAGGCACUCCUUGGAAGCAUUGAGGAAGGACAGGGUCUUCCUCCCUUUAAAUUAUCCCCCCCUCCCCUUAUUUCUUUGCACUCUUCCGGAGCCAGCUGGGAUCUGCAAUGACAGGGAAAUCCGUGCGGGAUGUGGACAGAUACCAGGCUGUCCUUACCAACCUCCUGCUGGAAGAAGAGAACAAAUACUGUGCAGACUGUCAGGCAAAAGGGCCAAGAUGGGCCUCGUGGAACAUCGGUGUCUUCAUUUGCAUCCGCUGUGCGGGAAUACACCGGAACCUGGGAGUUCAUAUCUCCCGAGUAAAAUCUGUCAAUCUGGACCAAUGGACACAAGAACAAAUACAGUGCAUGCAAGAAAUGGGAAAUGGGAAAGCGAAUCGCCUUUAUGAGGGCUACCUGCCUGAGAACUUCAGACGACCCCAGACAGACCAAGCAGUGGAGAGCUUUAUCAGAGACAAAUAUGAAAAGAAGAAGUACAUGGACAGAAGCCUCGACGUCAACAUGUUACGGAGAGAAAAGGAUGAAAAAUGGAAGAAGGAAGCAGCUACUGGGAAAAAAAUGGAGCCAGUUGUCUUUGAGAAAGUCAAACUGCCUCAGAAGAAAGAAGAGGCUCAAAUGACAAAACCCCUUUCCAGACCCUCAGAGCCAGUCAUAGACCUGCUGGAACUCGAUGUUCCUGUUUCAGCUGCCCUCCCCAAUGGAAGAGCCAGCAGUUGUUUGGAGAAAGAGUUGGACCUAUUUGGAUCCCUGGGCACUGAGAGAAAGGUUGCUGGCUCAAUGCCCACAUCUGGAAGUGCUGGAUCUGUUCCUGAAAAACUGAACCUGUUCCCUGAGCCUGACAGCCAGGCCGAGGAGACGGGGAAGAAGCAGCUCUCCAAGGACUCCAUCCUCUCUUUAUAUGGCUCCCAUACGCCACAGAUCCCUGCACAAGGAGCCGUGUUCCUAGCGCCAACCCAAAUGGGCUACCCAGCCGCCUAUCCCAAUUUCCCAGGCAUGGCACCACCGAGUGGCAUGAUGGCACCACCAGUGGGGGUGAUGGCGCAGCCAGGAGCGGCAGCAGGCAUGACAGCACCUAUGGCGAUCCCAGCAGGUUAUGUAGGGGGCAUGCAGACCGCAGUAAUUGGGGUCCCCAAUGGGAUGAUGGCAACACAGCAAGCUGGGUACAUGCCUGGCAUGGCACCUGUCCCACCACCAAUGUAUGUUGUACAACCAGCUCACCAAUUACAAUGGAACCUCGCUCAGGUGACGCAGCAAAUGGCAGGGAUGAACUUCUGUGGCACAAACGGGGUGAUGCGCUAUGGACAGUCAAUGGGCAGAGGGGGUGCCCCAGGAACCAAUCAAGCCCUCAGUUCCCAGGUGUGGAAAUAGCACCCCCCCCUCCAGAUUUGGACCAUUUUCUCGUUCAUUUUUAGCUUCGGCUCUCUCGGGUUUUGUUUUCCCAGUUCUGUCUGAAGCAUCAGUUAUUCCCUGUUUUUACUUAUACCUUGCUGCUGACUCUCAGACGGAUAUUCCUCUUGCGAACGGACAUCCAUUCUACCAAUUUCCCGCCUCGCAUUCAAAACACCGAUGGAGUCUUCGCCACCUUGGCUCACCUCGUCCGUAGGCGAGCAUUUUUUUU
Molecule: messenger RNA, 1747 nt
Organism: Protobothrops mucrosquamatus (brown spotted pit viper)
Lineage: Eukaryota; Metazoa; Chordata; Lepidosauria; Squamata; Viperidae
Gene: SMAP2
Product: small ArfGAP2
Exons: 10
Coding region: 238-1497 (419 amino acids)
Molecular function (GO): GTPase activator activity
Source: RefSeq, a predicted model, not a curated record